Gamsiella multidivaricata is the source of this 915-nucleotide messenger RNA. RefSeq lists its product as uncharacterized. NCBI's taxonomy places the organism in Eukaryota, Fungi, Mortierellomycota, Mortierellomycetes, Mortierellales, Mortierellaceae. Gene Ontology annotation, molecular function: ribosome binding; translation initiation factor activity. Gene Ontology annotation, cellular component: mitochondrion. Gene Ontology annotation, biological process: mitochondrial translational initiation; ribosome disassembly. Bases 1 to 915 code for a protein of 304 amino acids. The transcript has a single exon. The record is from RefSeq and is a predicted model, not a curated record.
AUGAUCCCCUUCCAACGCACAGCAUUCGCGAUCUCUAGGACAAAGUACGCGGCCCUGGCCGCCUCCUACACCACUCGAUCCAACGGCGCCGCAUUUCUCAACAACCUCGACUUUCUCGCCCCCGCACCCACCUCACGAUCCUCGGCCCCCACUCCCUCUCAACCUACCCCAUUCCAGGAGACCAGGAAGAACACCCAGCAGCGGCAACAGCCUCUACAGACCAGUAUCAGUCGGAAAUCCGCAAAGGGCACCCUGUCUCUAGACGACAGUUUUGACGAUCUCUUCCCGGCUAACAGUGAUACCAAGAGCUUCAAAGGAUCUUUCAAGCGUUCCGACGACCGUAUUACGGCUCAACGGGACCAGAACUCGCGUCCUGCAUUGGAUAGACCUCGUCGUGACGAAGAGAUCGACUUGCAAUGGAUCCAAUAUAUCAGCCCUGAGGGCAACCAAGGCGAGAGGCGUCUCUCCUCUGUGCUGAAGACCUUUGACAGAUCUCAGUACUUCCUGGUCGAAGUCGAUCCGAAUGCCCGCCCGCCCAUUUGCAAACUGUUCAGCAAGAAGGAGCUUUACGAGAAAGCCAAGGCUGUCAAGCAAGCCAAGAAGGCGAACGAAAUUUCGACCAAGGAACUACAACUCAACUGGGGUACAGACUCUAAUGACCUCACCCAUAAGCUGUCAAAGUUCAGGGCAUUCCUCGAGAAGGGUCACCGGCUUGAGGUUCAGGUCAAUGGCAAGAAGGGCAGGAACACAACCCCGGCGGAACGUGAGGCCGUUCUGGAGCGCUUAAAAGCAGAGUUUGAGCCGGUGUCAAAGUACGUGAAGCAACCAGAAUGGAUCAAGGCCACGACGGUGACAAUGCUUCUCCAGGGUGUGUCGCCAAAGAAGGCACAGAAAGGAAAAGAGCAGCAAGCCUAA